UACUCGGGUGGCAGAAUUAAACGCGGGACGUCUCGAUGAUGAUCUUUCAUCAGAAUCAUCGUCAGAACCAUCGCCUUUAAUCUCAAGAAGCAAUUCCCAUCAGGAAUGAAGCAAAUAGUAACUAAUCAAACAGUAAAAAUCCCAGAGGGAUUAAUUGUUACAGUCAAAUCCCGUCUGGUAACGGUAAAAGGACCAAGAGGUGUAUUGAAACGAUCUUUCAAACAUCUUGCACUUGAUAUUCGUAUGGUCAGCCCAAGAUUACUGAAGGUAGAAAAAUGGUUUGGUACGAAGAAAGAAUUAGCUGCCGUUCGUACCGUAUGCUCUCAUAUUGAGAAUAUGCUUAAAGGUGUGACGAAAGGAUAUCAAUAUAAAAUGCGAGCUGUAUAUGCCCAUUUCCCUAUCAACUGUGUGACUACAGAGAAUAAUACAGUCAUAGAAAUUCGUAAUUUCUUGGGCGAGAAGUACAUACGUCGUGUCAAAAUGGCACCAGGUGUCACUGUCGCAAAUUCUGGCAAACAAAAAGAUGAAUUAAUUAUAGAAGGAAAUUCCUUAGAAGAUGUAUCUCGUUCAGCUGCACUUAUUCAGCAGUCCACUACAGUGAAAAAUAAGGACAUCAGAAAGUUUUUGGAUGGACUUUAUGUGUCCGAAAAAACAACAGUUGUACAAGAUGAUGAAUAAAGUAUUUAAUGUACAAUUGAAUAAUGGAAUUUAUUGACAUACUUUUAUUGUGUGUGUGUGUG
This is a messenger RNA of Cyphomyrmex costatus, 740 nucleotides long. It is a transcript of the gene RpL9, whose product is annotated as ribosomal protein L9. Gene Ontology annotation, biological process: cytoplasmic translation. The record is from RefSeq and is a predicted model, not a curated record. Gene Ontology annotation, cellular component: cytosolic large ribosomal subunit; ribosome. The transcript is spliced from 4 exons. Bases 106 to 678 code for a protein of 190 amino acids. Gene Ontology annotation, molecular function: structural constituent of ribosome; rRNA binding. NCBI's taxonomy places the organism in Eukaryota, Metazoa, Arthropoda, Insecta, Hymenoptera, Formicidae.